Molecule: messenger RNA, 1650 nt
Organism: Cannabis sativa
Lineage: Eukaryota; Viridiplantae; Streptophyta; Magnoliopsida; Rosales; Cannabaceae
Product: glyoxylate/hydroxypyruvate reductase HPR3
Exons: 3
Coding region: 222-1208 (328 amino acids)
Cellular component (GO): cytosol
Molecular function (GO): glyoxylate reductase (NADPH) activity; hydroxypyruvate reductase [NAD(P)H] activity; NAD binding
Source: RefSeq, a predicted model, not a curated record
AGUAGUUAUUAAAAAUGGUCAAAAUUACGGAUUAUCCAGAAUUCUUUAAAGUGAAGCUGUUAAAGACCAUUCAAGUAUCAUUUAACUAAAAGAUCUCCAUGAUGCUGUAAAAAAAAGAUAAUGGAAUAUUAUGGGUGGUUGGUUUUGGUCAAUUAAAUUUAAAAUUAAUAAAUUUUGUUGCAGAUCUUCUUCAAUUCCUCUUUCCCAAUUAUACAACAAAAAUGGAAGAGCUCCAAAGCCAACCAGACGAUCGGCCCCAACUCCUACUGAUUGUAAAGACGCUACCCACUAAUUUGUCGCCAUUGUUUGAUCAAAAGUUCCGAUUGGUGAAAGCAUGGGAGUCGGAGCUACCUCUAGACCAGUUUCUGAAGAUAAAUGCAAGCUCAGUCCGAGCGAUGAUUGCCAGCCACGCCACCUCCGUCAACGCCGACCUACUCCAACUGCUUCCAGCGCUGCGAUUGGUGGUGACUUCCAGCGCGGGCGUCAAUCAGGUCGACUUGGCCGAGUGCCGUCGCCGAGGGGUUUCGGUGGCCAAUGUUGGGAACGCUUACUCGGAAGAUGUGGCUGAUAUGGCCGUGGGUUUAUUGAUUGAUGUGCUUAGGAAAGUUUCGGCCUCCGAUCGCUACAUCAGACAUGGGUUCUGGAAAGUCAAAGGGGAUUUUCCUCUUGCUCACAAGUUGGGAGGAAAGCGUGUUGGAAUUGUUGGAUUGGGGAGCAUAGGCUGUGAAGUUGGGAAAAGGCUUGAGGCAUUUGGUUGCACAAUCUCUUACAACUCAAGGAGCAAAAAGCCUUCCAUUACAUACCCUUUUUAUUCUAAUGUUAAAGAACUUGCUGAAAAUAACGAUGUUAUCAUCUUGUGCUGUAGUUUAACAGAUGAAACACAUCAUAUGGUUAACAAGGAAGUUCUUUCUGCUUUGGGAAAGGAGGGUGUGAUUGUUAACGUUGGGCGUGGUGCUCUUAUUGAUGAGAAGGAAUUGGUGAGGUGUUUGGUAGGAGAAGAUAUCAGAGGAGCUGGUUUGGAUGUGUUUGAAAAUGAUAUUGCCUCAAAUGUUCCUGAUGAGCUCUUCCAAUUGGAUAAUGUUGUUCUUUCUCCACAUGCUGCUGUACUUACUCCAGAGUCUUUUGAGAAGGCUGCUUCAGUUAUGAUUGCCAAUCUGGAGGCUUUCUUCUUAAACAAACCGUUAUUAACUCCGGUGUCCAAUCCCUAGAUUCUGAAAUAUUCAUUUGAUGAAAGAUGAAAUAUUGAACCAUGAAGGCUUUUUGACAAUAUGAGCUUCUGGAUUUAAUCUGUUAUUUGUUCAGGUUAGUCUGUAAUAGAUUUGUGGAGGUGCUAACUAGUGAGGAGGAACAUAAACGGUCUAGUCAAAAUAUGUUUACAUGCAUUGGAUGCUUAAGACUUUGAUGAGCAGAAUAGUAUGCAUGGGUUGGUGAGGCAAUGAUGGUCUUAGAUAUUUGACAUUUGUUCAUAUUAAUAUUAUGCGGUCCUUCAAAAUAAAUAGGAAAGCCUGGUGCAUAUGGUUAUUGUUUUUGCGGUAUAGAAGAAAGAUCAUUUGUAUAAACCACACAUUGAUUAUCAAUUGAACGAUCGCUUUCAGUUUAUGUACUAUGUAUAUCAGUUAAUUCAGUUAUUCACAGUACAAGUUACAGCCA